Molecule: messenger RNA, 2215 nt
Organism: Rana temporaria (common frog)
Lineage: Eukaryota; Metazoa; Chordata; Amphibia; Anura; Ranidae
Gene: RASSF4
Product: Ras association domain family member 4
Exons: 12
Coding region: 275-1213 (312 amino acids)
Biological process (GO): signal transduction
Source: RefSeq, a predicted model, not a curated record
UCUCCCAGGCGGCGAAGGCUGAUUGGCUGAGCCGGAUAAAAUCACAAUCACAAUUAGGAAGACACAGGGUAUCCAUUUCAUCUCCUGGCACUGCUCAUCGUCCGACAGGUGAGAGAACCGAGAGAGCCGCACUGUGCAAGGAAGAACUUCCUAUUUUCUGCUGGAAUAGGAGAAAUCUGCAGAUAUUGUUUGAGGAAGAUACUGCCUUGUCCAGACUGCAUAAGUAGAAGAUCGUGAUUCAUUACAGCUAAAAGAGGAGCAUCAGCAACUGAGGAUGGGAGAUGGUGAACUAAACCCAUAUGUGAGGAUAAGCAGCACUAAAUAUAUUUUACGAUCUGAGCUGUUGUCACUUCUAAGAACCUACAAUUGUUAUCAUGAAGGAAAAAACUUCCAGCUACGGCAUCAUGAGGUGGGUGGAGAACUUGUGGUGGAAGGUCUUCUCAAUAUAUCCUGGGGUUUGCGGCGUUCAAUAAGACUACAGGUACAAGAUGUCAAUGAGAGGAUAUGUUUUAGCUCUUCAGAGGCAUGGAGCAGGGCAUCACAAGGAAAACACAGCAUAGCGUUACCUAUUGCAGUAAACCAGGAAGAUUUAGAAGAGGAAAACAACAAUUCUUGUGAUAGAUAUGAAGAAGAAACAACACCUCAGCUGAAGCGGACUAGAAGUGAUGCCAGCUUUGUUCAAAGACGUUCAAAGCACUACAGUCCUGAAGAGGUGCAAAGAUUGAGGAAUCACAGGUUCUCCAUUAAUGGUCAUUUCUAUGAUCAUAAGACUUCUGUAUUUACUCCAGCGUACAGUUCAGUGACAAAUGUGCGUGUUACCAGCAUGAUGAACACGUCCCAGGUUUUAAACCUGCUGCUUAAAAAAUUCAGGGUGGAAAACAGCUCUUCAGAGUUUGGACUGUAUUUUCUUCAUGAGACAGGAGAAAGAACUAAAUUAGGAGAGAUAGAGUUUCCCCUGAUUUGCAGAAUACUACAUGGUCCCUGUGAGAAGAUUGCCAAGUUAUUUAUAAUGGAGACUGAUCUUGGAGUAGAGGUUUCACAUGAUGUGGCCCAAUACAUUAAGUUUGAAAUGCCUGUACUGUGCAGCUUUGUUGAAAAACUGAAGGAAGAGGAGGAUAGAGAAAUAAACAAACUGUCUAAAAGGUACAAUGCAAUCCGCUUGAUGAUGUUACAAAGGUUAGAAGAACUAACAAGCUAUGAGAGCUACGCAUGAAGAAAGCACAAGAGAUAUGAAGAAAGUUGGACGUAAUAUCUGCCAUACCAUGGACCUUACAGCUCAGAAACUUUUCAUCUUCUAAAUUACAGUUGUUUACAUAUAACUACAUGAACUAUAUUCUACUUUUUACUUUUAGCUUUUCUCAGGAUAUACUGAUCACAGCUGCCUCAUUACUGAUAUAGUGCCAAGAUUAUCUCCAAAAUAGUCAUGCAUCACAGAUCUGUGUUCAGGAAAGUAAAAAUGUAUACUUUAAACUUAAAGUGCUAUGAAAGAUUUUUUUUCUUAAAUUAAAAAAAGGUUAGAAUUUCAAUAUUUUACGUAUUUUUUCUUGCAGUGUAGAGAAAGAAAUUAAUUGAUUGUGUUCCUUGGUAGUUAGCACAACCGGGUUCUGUUAGGGCAAGCCUCAGUUCACAAAAGCAUUACCCAUGGGGUAUUUUAUUUGCUUAUUUUUUAGGGCCUAUUCAUACUUGCCUGUUUUCAUGCAGCCAGAAAGGCUGAGCAUCUUGGAAAAAUCUUGCCGAUAUGCCAUGCAUAUUGGCACAUAGGAUUUGACAGACAGCAGGGAGAAGGGAGAGAGCAGCUAGAGAUGGAAACAGUGCUGGAUUAAGUGAGGGUGAGGGGGCAUACCUAACAUGCUACCUAACAUUUCUUACCAUAAAGCAAAGAAUGCAUUAAAAGAAAAAAAAAAUUAUACUUUAGAAACACUUUAAGAUUAUGUAACAGUGCUCCUUACAGUGAUGCUCAGUGUAAGGGAAAACAUGCCUUGGCAUGUGUGGUCAGUGAAUGAACGAAAAAAUGCCCCACUAAUGGUGGUCAAUGUUAGCAGAAAUGCCCAGCGUAAAUAGUCAGUAGAAGAAAAAUGAAAUGCUUCGCUGUUGGUGGUCGGUGGGAGAAAAAUACCUGACUUUAUUACAGGAGCCUUUAGUUGUACAGUAAAACCUUGGUUUGCGAGCAUAAUUCAUUCCAAAAACAUGCUUGUAUUCCAAAGCACUUGUAUAU